Messenger RNA from Pocillopora damicornis (cauliflower coral), 1789 nucleotides. Its product is annotated as pyruvate dehydrogenase protein X component. NCBI's taxonomy places the organism in Eukaryota, Metazoa, Cnidaria, Anthozoa, Scleractinia, Pocilloporidae. Gene Ontology annotation, cellular component: pyruvate dehydrogenase complex; mitochondrion. The record is from RefSeq and is a predicted model, not a curated record. Gene Ontology annotation, molecular function: acyltransferase activity. Gene Ontology annotation, biological process: pyruvate decarboxylation to acetyl-CoA.
GUAACAUGGCGGCCUCUCAAGGAAGGUUAGCUGGGCUGAGAGGACUUCAUUCAGCAAGAUGUCUCUUGAGGAGCACUGCAAUAACAACUGCAAAGUCUACAGGGACGAAGGGAAUAGGCACUAAAGUUUUUAAAAGGACAAUUAGGACAUCGAUUCCUCUUCAAGAAGGAACCAUCAUAAAAUGGAUGAAGAAUGAAGGUGAUCCUAUCUCUCCAGGAGAUGUUCUCUGUGAGAUAGAAACUGACAAAGCCACCAUUGCCAUGGACAGUGAUGAGGAAGGUAUCUUGGCAAAGAUUAUCAUUCCAGCUGGAAGCAAGAAUGUCAAAAUAAAUCAACUGAUUGCAUUGAUGGUGGAGGAGGGUGUGGAUUAUACACAGGCUGAGGUGCCACUGGAUACAGAAAUUUCUAGAAAAACAGAGGAUGCUGCCCCAGUUGAAGGCACCUCUACUGCUCAUGUUGAUGCUGAAGUGCUGAUGUCACCUGCUGUUAGACUGCUUCUUGAAAAAUAUCACCUGAAUCCCAGGCUCAUUCAAGCAACAGGUCCAAAAGGCAGGCUUCUGAAGGGUGACGUGCUCAGAUAUGUGGCACAGGGAGGGCAGCCUUUUACAAAACCAGACAAGGAAGCUACUCCUACUCAGAAGUUGCCUCCAAAACCCACUCCUACACCUGAGACACCAGUGGCAGUUUCAAAGCCCCAGCCAGUCUCAUCAGAGCCUCCUCCGGUUCCAAAAGGUGGUCAGCAGUUCAUAGACUUACCUAACACUAACAUGCGCCGUACCAUUGCCAAGAGACUGACAGAGUCCAAAGCUUCUGUUCCACAUACAUAUGCCUCAACAGACUGUGUCAUGGACAAUCUUCUGAAAUUAAGGAAGAGUCUCGAAGUGAAAGUUUCGGUGAACGAUUUUAUCAUUAAAGCAGCGGGCUUGGCGUUAAGACGGGUCGCAGAGAUGAAUGCUGUUUGGAACGGUGAAGAAGCUAAACUUGUGAAAGAUGUGGAUAUCUCUGUCGCUGUAGCAACUGAUGCUGGGCUUAUAACACCCAUUGUGAAAACAGCAGACGCACUAAAAAUUGCGGAGAUCUCAACUGUUCUCAAGGAUCUCGCCAGCCGAGCUAGAGAAGGCAAGUUACAGCCGCACGAGUUCCAGGGUGGUUCCUUCACAAUUUCCAACCUUGGAAUGUUUGGUAUCACCGAGUUUUCUGCGGUGAUUAACCCACCUCAAGCUUGUAUCAUGGCUGUCGGUGGAACCCGCCCUGUUUUAACAGCCGACGAUAAAAUACAGAGUGUUAUGACGGUCACUUUGUCAUGUGAUCGACGAAUGAUUGAUGACGAAUUAGCUGCAAGAUGGUUAGAGACAUUUAAACUCAAUAUUGAAAAUCCCUCGAGGCUAUUAUUAUAACACACAUAGCCAGACAAUCGAACCUCAGUGCAGAGGACAUCCUCAGGACUGUAAAUAGUGUCCCCUGAAUAGAAGUGACCGGUGCAAAAUUUUUAUGAACACCAGACAGUGGAACCUUAAUGCAGUGGACUCCCUCAGGACUGUUAAAAAUGUUCCCCAAGACAUAUCCAGUGCAAAAUGUUUUGGAACAUAAAGUGACAUUCGGAGUUGAAUAUGUGAGAUUGCGAAAGAACAAGAAAUUUGAUCAGUGAUAUUGCGACAUUUAAGAAAAUGAAAUAUUAACGAAAUCUCCUGCGGUCUUCUGACUCAAUGAAAAAAGAUUGGGAUUACUUAUGUAAAUAUAUACGGAAUUAUUAUAUUACAGUGAAUUAUAUACUCGUGGGUAUGUUUUA